AUGGGCGGCAGCAGCAGUAAGGCCGCGGGCGCCGUCGCUGCCUCGAAGUGUCCAGCCGCUGUGCCAGAGAACUUCCACGUCCUGGCCAAGGGCAUGAAGGGCUGGGAGGGCACGGUGGCGGAUUAUGGUACCAGCAAGCAGGCCGUGGCCGACGUGGCGCAAGAUGGCAAGAUCUGCAUCCUAGACAUCGACACGCAGGGGGCCCGCUCCAUGCGCGCUCAGAAGCUGGAUGCGAAGUACCUGUUCCUGGCUCCGCCCUCGCUGUCGACGCUGGAAAGCCGCCUCCGCGGCCGAGGUACCGACAAGGACGAGGUCAUCCAGAAGCGCCUCGAGGCGGCUGGCGGCGAGAUGAAAGCGGCCAAGGAGCCCGGGUUGUUCGACAAGACUUUGGUAAAUGACGACCUCGAGGAGUGCUAUGGCGAGUUCGCACGUCUUAUGGCCGACGAGAUCCAGCGGGCGAGCGGCAAGGGGCCCGUGGUCGAACACGCGGCGCUCGCUAGCGGAGAUCGUGCCAGGCUUGCCGGGCUCCGUGGCCUCCCUGCCGGCGUCCGGGCGCGCUCGACGGGCGCCGUGCUGCGGGUGGCGCGCCCGCCCGUGCCGCCUGGCAGCGACAGGCAUCCAGUCCAGCAGCUUGGUGGACCAGCGCCCGUCCUCGCACUUCCGGACGCGGCUCUGCAGCUGGCGCUUUCAUUCUUGCAGUUGAUCGUUCCAACUGCGGUGGCCAGCGCGCCGGACAAGCCCUUCGGCCUGUAA
Messenger RNA from Prorocentrum cordatum, 753 nucleotides. The record is from the annotation of a GenBank genome assembly. Lineage: Eukaryota; Dinophyceae; Prorocentrales; Prorocentraceae.